AUGGUAACCAAGCCGGAGAAGCCUACUCUCGCUAGGAAUAAUGCGAGAAACAUAAAGAAAGAGGGUGGAGGGAACGUUACCGAGCGUGCACCACUAGACCGACUUCAGGUCGAAGUUCCUACCUGUAUCAGUGUCGUGCCUGUCUCCGAACUGUACGAUUUCGUCAACCGGACCUAUAGACGGUCCACAAGGUCGAGAGAUCGAGAGAGAGAGGGAACAUGGCGACCCUCGACGAGGGGUCCGCGGCGGGGCGGCGCCACCCACUACCUGGUCAAGUGCGUCCUCAGGGGAAGCGCCGUUCUCCACGCCGUCCGCGGCCGCUUCCGAUCCCCUUCGUCCGUCGACGUCGUCUUCGGAAAGGAGACAUCGCUAGAAUUGGUGGUGGUUGGUGAUGACGGAGUUGUACAAUCAAUAUGUGACCAAAGUGUAUUUGGCAUAAUAAAGGAUCUUGCUGUGCUACAGUGGAAUGAUAGGUUCUAUGCAUCCAUGCCAAAGGAACAAGGCAAAGAUCUUCUAAUUGUUCUUUCAGAUUCUGGAAAGCUUUCUUUUCUUAACUUUUGUUCUGAGAUGCAUAGGUUCUUUGCCAUUGCUCAUAUUGAAUUAUCCAAACCAGGAAAUUCAAGACAUCAAUUGGGAAGAUUGUUAGCCGUUGAUCCAGAAGGUCGUUUUAUUGCUGUUAGUGCAUACGAGGACCAUUUCGCCCUAUUUUCUGUGGUUUUAAAAUCCGGCAGCAGCAUUAUUGAUGAGAAAAUAUUUUAUCCAUCAGAAAUUGAAGAUACAAGCAGUGUGAGUAGUACGUCUAGCUAUGUUGCACGUGGUACAAUUUGGAGCAUGUGCUUCAUUCCAAGUGGCGUUAAUCACCCCAUUAAAGAAAACAAUAAUCCAAUACUCGCAGUUAUAAUGCACAGGAAAGGCUCUUUCGUGAAUGACUUGAUAUUGUUUGGUUGUGAUACCAGGACACGGAUCAUUCAUGUAAUAUCCCGUUAUGUAGAAUCUGGGCCUUUAGCUCUUAGUAUAUCUUCUGUUCCUCAUCUUUUCGGCUUAGCACUUCUUUUCCGUGUUGGCGAUAUACUUCUGAUGGAUCUUCGAGAUCCAGAGAACAUUUGCUGCAUCCACAGGAUUGUCUUAAACUCACCUAUUGUAAUUGAGGAUUAUAAGUCUGUUGAUGAUUCAUGUAGAGGAUUGGAUAUUGAUGAUGAAGGUAUUUUUACUGCCGCUGCUUGUGCUUUGCUGGAAUUGAGAGCUUCUGAUGAUAUGUUGAAAGAUGAUGAUCCUAUGAACAUUGAUAUUGGGAAUGGCAAAGAAACUUCCAAUUAUUCUAAGCUUGUAUGUUCGUGGAGUUGGGAACCUGAUAAUUCGGCAAAUCCAAAGUUGAUAUUUUGCUUGGAUACAGGGGAACUGUUUUUAAUGGAUAUUUAUUUGAAUAUUGCAGAAGUGAUGGUUACUAUAUCAGAUUGUCUUUACAUGGGAUUGCCAUUUAUGGCUCUUUUAUGGGCUAAAGGUGACCUGAUAGCAGGGCUUGUGGAGAUGGGAGAUGGAAUGGUCCUCAAGAUGGAAGAUAGUAAAUUAUUGUACAAAAGCUCCAUUGAAAAUAUAGCACCUAUUUUGGAUUUAGCAGUUGCUGAUUACUAUGAUGAGAAACAAGAUCAAAUGUUUGCCUGCUGUGGAAUGAGUCCCGAGGGAUCACUCAGGAUAAUUCGAAGUGGCAUAGGUGUGGAAAAACUUCUAAGGACCUCUUCUGUUUAUCAUGGUGUUACUGGUACAUGGGCAUUGAAGAUGAAAGAAACUGAUACUUAUCAUUCUUUUCUUGUCUUGUCUUUUGUCGAAGAAACUAGGGUUCUCUCGGUUGGUGUGAACUUUAGAGAUGUCACUGAUGCUGUUGGCUUCCAGCCCAAUGUCUGCACUUUGGCCUGUGGUCUGGUUUCGGAUGGUUUACUUGUGCAGAUUCACAACAAAGGUGUGAGACUCUGUUUACCUACUACAAAUGGGCAUCCCGAGGGUGUCCCCCUCUCUGUGCCAAUUUGCAACUCAUGGUCUCCGGAUAAGAUUACCAUUAGUGUAGGUGCUGUUGGACAUAACUUGGUUAUUGUCACCACAUCAAAUCCUUUCUUUCUAUUCAUUCUCAGCAUAAGGCCACUCUUGGCGUACCAUUACGAAUUGUAUGUGAUUCGAGAAGUAAAACUGUAUCAUGAAGUGUCUUGUAUAUCUAUACCACGAGGAAGUAUCAACUCAGAUACACUAAUGACAGAAUUUAGAUCGAAGGACAAAGAUAAUAAGAUUGUUGUCAUUGGUACUCAUAAACCUUCAGUGGAAGUCCUCUUAUUGGAACCCAAUGAAGCCUUUAGGGUACUUGCAAGUGGGUUAAUAUCAAUAAAUAAUGGACUUGGAUGUCCUAUUACUGGUUGUAUUCCUGAAGAUGUUAGGUUCGUAUCAGUUGAUAAGCUUUACGUUCUUGCUGGGCUGAGAAAUGGAAUGCUACUUAGAUUUGAGUGGCCUGCUUGUUGUCAGUUGAAGCCAAAUAGAGAGAACCUGAACACUGCUAGCUCACCGUCUGGUUCUAUGACUUCAUAUUCUUUUCUUGAUUUGGAGGAGAAGACAGAGAAAUGUAUCCCUGUUAUUCUUCAACUGAUUGCUAUCCGUCGAAUUGGGAUUACUCCUGUAAGUUUGGUACCUCUUCAUGACUUAAAUAAUGCAGACAUUAUCGUCCUCAGUGAUAGGCCAUGGCUAUUGCACUCUGCUAGGCACAGUCUUGCAUAUACAUCAAUAUCUUUCCAGGCAGCCACUCAUGUCACCCCAGUUAGCUCUAUAGAUUUCCCCAAGGGUAUCUUAUUUGUUGCGGAGAACAGCCUACAUUUGGUUGAAAUGGUUCAUGGAAAGAGAUUGAAUGUGCAGAAGUUUUCUAUUGGAGGAACUCCAAGAAAAGUGUUAUAUCAUAGUGAAAGUAGGACAUUAUUGGUCAUGAGAACAGGACUAAAUGGCACUUCUUAUUCCUCUGAUAUCUGCCGAGUAGACCCUCUUAGCGGAUCAUUGCUUUCAAAAUUUAGGUUCGAACCUGGAGAGACAGCAAAAUGCAUGGAAAUAAUGAGGGUAGGGAAUGAGCAUUUGUUGAUUGUUGGAACCAUGCAGUCGUCCGGCCGCGCAAUCAUGCCAAGUGGUGAAGCCGAAAGUACCAAAGGUCGUUUAGUAGUUUUAAGCUUGGAAGGAGCACAAACUUAUGCAGAGAGCAGUUCACCGAUUGGCAGUUCUAAUCUGAGUUCUGGUUACCAAAUUGAUUCUCCAUCCCGAGAAAAUGUUGGCUAUGCAACUGAACAGUUAUCAAGCAGCAGUCUCUGCAGCAGCCCGGAAGACACCUACUGUGAUAGGAGUCAAUUAGGAGAGAUGACUGCUGGACACUGGAGAUUAGUUUCCCAAUCUACGCUGUCUGGUGCAGUGCUUUCUGUCUGUUCAUAUUGCGAUCGUUAUCUUUUGGCAUCUGCUGGUAAUAUGCUCAUUAUGUAUGGUUUUUCGAACGAAAAUCAUCGGCCCAAGAAGCUUGCUUUCACCAGGACACGAUUUACUAUAACUUGCUUGAAAACGCAUCUUACAAGAAUAGCAGUCGGUGACUGUCGUGACGGUAUCCUUUUCUACUCUUAUUAUGAGGAUUCCAGAAAACUUGAGCAAGUAUACUCUGAUCCAGCUCAAAGAUUGGUUGCUGAUUGUGCUCUUAUGAAUUGUGACACUGCUGUGGUAUCAGAUCGUCGUGGGACCAUAUCUGUACUCUCAUGUCCAAAUAAUAACUUAGAAGUUAACGAAAGCCCAGAGAGGAACCUAAUGGUAAACUGUUCAUUCUACAUGGGAGAAACUGUUAUGACCAUGCGAAAGGCUUCAUUUUCCUACAAACUUCCAGUCGAUGAUGUAAUUAAUGAUUUUAAUAGCUCCGAGAUUGUAGUAGGCUCAGCUUACAAUAGUGUUGUUGCAAGUUCACUGCUAGGAGGUGUUUUCAUUCUAAUCCCAGUUACGAGUGAAGAGCAUCAGUUAUUAGAAGCUGUCCAAACUAGACUUGCGAUACAUCCAUUGACAUCUCCAGUCUUGGGAAAUAAUCACAAGGAAUUCCGUGGGCGUGGACUACCAGAGAGAACAUCAACCAUACUAGAUGGGGACAUGCUUGUCCAGUUUUUGGAGCUAACAAGUAGACAACAAGAAGAUGUCCUCGCAUUAACUGGCGUGCCAAGUUCAAUAGCAUCGACUUUGGACUUGCAACAUCCUCCUGUAUCGGUUAACCAAGUUGUUCGGGUCCUUGAACGUGUCCAUUAUGCUCUCAACUAAGGGGUUAUCUCAUUUGUGCUCUCCAAAGAAGAUCGAUAAGUUUUUGCUCAAUGUCGAGCUCCCCUAGGUAGUCUGGAUGGCACAUUAGGUAGAACGGCUUCUGUUGGUUGUUGAGAUAGGCGACUACUUACACAAUUCUUCAGUUUUUGGACUAGGAGCAGAUUUUCGCAGGAGCCAUACAGAGCCAGGAGUGAGUCAUUGUAAUCAAUCAAGCAAAAGUGUCCAUGAAGGCAACACUGCCAUCCUAUUAGAGGUGACUGUUCGGAAAUUUGAUCUUUGUCAGAUAUGAUUGCCUCUCUACCUGAAAGAUUGUUUCAUUGUGUACAUAAUUUUUUCUUUUUGCCAAAUCGUCUGAAGGAUAUCAUAUUGCUUACAUUUGUCUUGUGAAACACUAAUGAGAAUAUAACGUUGAUCUGCUUGAA
Molecule: messenger RNA, 4727 nt
Organism: Ananas comosus (pineapple)
Lineage: Eukaryota; Viridiplantae; Streptophyta; Magnoliopsida; Poales; Bromeliaceae
Product: DNA damage-binding protein 1
Exons: 17
Coding region: 1-4305 (1434 amino acids)
Biological process (GO): mRNA splicing, via spliceosome
Cellular component (GO): U2 snRNP; nucleus
Molecular function (GO): protein binding; U2 snRNA binding
Source: RefSeq, a predicted model, not a curated record